UUUCUUGACCUGCAAAAGGCUUUCGAUUGUAUCCCACGUCAGAUGAUCUGGUGGGCACUGAAGGUGAAGAACGUGCCACAAGUCUACAUUGACAUUAUCCGAGACAUGUACCGCGAUUCGGUUUCUCUGGUAAGGACCUCCGUUGGCGACACAAAACCCUUCCCGAUUACAGUUGGUGUUCAUCAAGGUUCUGCUCUGAGCCCCUUUCUGUUCAGUGUGGUGCUUGACGCCGUCACGGCGGAGAUACAAGACCCACCGCCGUGGUUGCUCAUGUAUGCAGACGACAUCGCACUGACAGACGAGGACAAGCAGGUAUUAGAGCGAAAGGUGAACCAGUGGAAGGGGUCGCUAGAAAAUGGAGGUCUGAAGCUAAAUGUCGCGAAGACCGAAUACAUGGCCUGCGGAAGUACGGAUUCCACUCCCAUCAAUAUAGGGAACGAACCUGCCGUGAAAACGGACAAGUUUAAGUACCUGGGAUCAGUACUGCAUGAGUGGAUCAUUGAUCACGACAUCCGGGCCCGAAUCAGCGCGGCUUGGUCUAAAUGGCGGGAGGUCACAGGAGUCAUCUGCGAUCGCAGAAUACCGCUUAGACUCAAAGGGCUAGUGUAUAAGUGUAUUAUCCGUCCAGUCCUACUUUAUGGCGCCGAGACGUGGCCGGUUCUUGGAAGGCACAUUCAGGAGCUUCACGUUACAGAGAUGAAGAUGCUGCGGUGGAUGUGCGGCGUUACACGCGCUGACCGCAUCCGUAACGAGUACAUCCGUGGCAGCCUCGCAGUCCGUGACGUAGCAGAGAAGCUCCAAGAAUGUCGCCUCCGGUGGUUCGGCCACGUUUGUCGCAGGCCAGCUGACUACGUAGGAAACAUAUGCCUUAAACUAGCCCUUGACGGCCCCCGACCCAAGGGCAGACCAAAAAAGCGAUGGCUCGAUGUCGUGAAAGCAGAUAUGAGCGUGAACGGGCUCACACGAGACGACGCCCAGGAUCGCGCAAAGUGGAGGAAAGCAAGUAGGAAAGCGGACCCUGGCAAAGGCCGGGAUAACGCUAGGUAGAAGAAGAAGAAGAUUAUGC
This is a messenger RNA of Cydia amplana, 1066 nucleotides long. RefSeq lists its product as uncharacterized. The coding region runs from base 43 to 1047 and encodes 334 amino acids. Lineage: Eukaryota; Metazoa; Arthropoda; Insecta; Lepidoptera; Tortricidae. The record is from RefSeq and is a predicted model, not a curated record. The transcript has a single exon.